This is a messenger RNA of Pteropus alecto (black flying fox), 3237 nucleotides long. RefSeq names its product SR-related CTD associated factor 1 (gene SCAF1). Gene Ontology annotation, molecular function: RNA polymerase II C-terminal domain binding. The record is from RefSeq and is a predicted model, not a curated record. The transcript is spliced from 12 exons. The coding region runs from base 7 to 3000 and encodes 997 amino acids. NCBI's taxonomy places the organism in Eukaryota, Metazoa, Chordata, Mammalia, Chiroptera, Pteropodidae.
GUGACCAUGGAGGAAGAAGAUGAGUCUCGAGGGAAGACAGAGGAGUCGGGCGAGGAGCGGGGCGAUGGCCCGCCAGACAGAGACCCCACGCUUUCUCCUACUGCCUUCAUCCUGCGGGCCAUUCAGCAGGCUGUGGGAAGCUCCCUGCAGGGGCGUCUGCCGAAUGAGAAAGAUGGCUCUCGGUGUCAUGGCCUUCGGUGGAGGCGCUGCCGGAGCCCACGCUCAGACUCCCGUUCCCAGGAGUCGGGGGGAGCUGACACGGCUACUGUGCUGGACAUGGCUGCAGACAGCUUCCUGGCCGGGGUGGUGAGUGUCCUUGACCCUCCAGACACCUGGGUUCCCAGCCACCUGGACCUGCGGCCUGGCGAAAGUGAGGACAUGCUGGAGCUGGUGGCUGAGGUUCGAAUUGGGGACAGGGAUCCGAUUCCCCUGCCGGUGCCCAGCCUGCUGCCCCGGCUCAGGGCCUGGAGGACAGGCAAAACGGAGCCCUCAGCAGCUGGCAGAUGCUACGCUUGGCACGUUGAUAUUUCUCUCCCCAAUCAAAUCCGCAUCUCUGAGACCCUGGCGGGCAUCUACGACGACAACAGCCUGAGCCAGGACUUCCCCGGGGACGAGAGUCCUCGCCUGGAGCCCCAGCCCCCACAGUCGACUGCCGCCCCCGGAACACCACCGCAGGCGGACUCUACCCGGGCCGACGGAGCCACCCGCCGGCGCGUCUUCGUGGUGGGGACCGAGGCGGAAGCACGUCGGGAAGGCACGGUCUCCGUGGAGGUGGUGACAGCCAGCGGAGCUGCCCUCCCGCCCCCGCUGCUGCCUCCUGGCGACUCGGAGAUCGAGGAGGGCGAGAUCGUCCAGCCCGAGGAGGAGCCCAGGAUGGCACUGUCCCUCUUCCGGGCCAGCGGCCGGGCCCCCCGCCCUCCUCCCGGGCGCCGGCGCCUAGAUAUUUCAGACCGCGGCAAGCACCGGGACGGCGGCGGCAGCAAAAAGAAGAAGAAGCGGUCGCGGUCCAGGGGUGAGAAGCGGUCCGGGGACAGUGACAAGGCCCCGGCUCCCGCCCAGGCGCCCUCCGGCUCAGCUUCCCUGGGCGGGGAGCGGGACAGCCGCCGCCGGGGGGCCGUGCCACCCUCCAUCCAGGACCUCACAGACCACGAUCUCUUCGCCAUCAAGCGGACCAUCACCGUGGGCCGGCCGGACAAGUCUGAGCCCCGAGGCCCCUCGCCGGCCCCGGCCUCGUCGCCCAAACGCGAGGUUCUGUACGACUCCGAGGGUCUGAGCACCGAGGAGCGGGGUGGCAAGAGCAGCGAGAAGGACCGCCGCCGCUCCGGGGCCGCCUCCUCGUCCUCCUCCUCCCGGGAGAAGGGAUCCCGGCGGAAGGCGCUGGAUGGUGGGGACCGGGACCGGGACAGGGACAGAGACAGGGACAGGGACAGGUCAUCCAAGAAGGCCCGGCCCCCCAAGGAGUUGGCGCCCUCCUCAGGGCCCCCGCCCAAGCCCCCCGUCAGCAGCGGCUCGGGCUCCUCAUCCUCGUCCUCGUCCUCGUCGUCCCGGAAGGUGAAGCUGCAGUCCAAGGUGGCGGUGCUGAUCCGAGAGGGCGUCAGCAGCACCACGCCGGCCAAGGAGGCCGCGUCGGCCGGCCUGGGCUCCAUCGGAGUCAAGUUCAGCCGCGACCGUGAGAGCCGCUCUCCCUUCCUCAAGCCUGACGAGCGGGCCCCUGCCGAGGUGGCCAAAGCAGCUCCGGGCAGCACCAAGCCCAAAAAGACCAAGGUCAAGGCCAAGGCUGGGGCCAAGAAAGCCAAGGGGACCAAGGGAAAGACCAAGCCAUCCAAGACCAGGAAAAAGAUUCGCAGUGGGGCCAGCAGCGGGGGCACCGGUGGCUCUGUGACACUGAAGAAGUCCAAGGCGGACAGCUGCAGCCAGGCGGCAGGAGCCAAGGGGGCCGAGGAGACCUCCUGGUCUGGGGAGGAGCGGGCCGCCAAGGCCCCCAGCACCCCACCCCCCAAGGCAGCCCCUCCGCCCCCUGCGCUCACGCCAGACUCACAGACCGUGGAUAGCAGUUGUAAGACACCCGAGGUCUCCUUCCUGCCUGAGGAGGCCACUGAGGAGGCAGGGGUCCGAGGUGGGGCGGAGGAGGAGGAGGAGGAAGAGGAGGAAGAAGAGGAGGAGGAGGAGGAGGAAGAGCAGCAGCCCGCCACCACCACGGCCACCAGCACAGCCGCAGCCGCCCCAAGCACCGCCCCUAGCGCAGGGUCCACAGCCGGUGACUCAGGGGCAGAGGACGGGCCAGCCACCCGAGUCUCCCAGCUGCCCACGCUGCCCCCACCCCUGCCCUGGAACCUGCCCGCUGGUGUGGACUGCACCACCAGUGGUGUCCUGGCCUUGACUGCACUUCUCUUCAAAAUGGAAGAAGCCAAUCUGGCGAGCCGAGCAAAAGCCCAGGAGCUGAUCCAGGCCACCAACCAGAUCCUCAGCCACAGAAAGGCACCCUCCAGUCUAGGGGUGACACCAGCUCCUGUGCCCACCUCUCUGGGUCUGCCCCCAGGCCCCUCCAGCUACCUGCUCCCGGGCAGCCUCCCCCUGGGGGGCUGCGGUUCUACCCCUCCUACCCCUACUGGGCUGGCUGCAGCAUCUGAGAAGAGAGAGGGCAGCAGCAGCUCUGAGGGACGUGGGGACACAGACAAGUAUCUGAAGAAGCUGCACACUCAGGAGCGGGCGGUGGAGGAGGUGAAGCUGGCCAUCAAGCCGUACUAUCAGAAGAAGGACAUCACCAAGGAGGAGUACAAGGACAUCCUGAGGAAGGCCGUCCACAAGAUCUGCCACAGCAAAAGUGGGGAGAUCAACCCAGUGAAGGUGAGCAACCUGGUGCGGGCCUACGUCCAACGCUACCGCUACUUCCGCAAGCACGGCCGCAAGCCAGGGGACCCCCCGGGGCCCCCACGGCCGCCCAAGGAGCCAGGGCCCCCUGACAAGGGUGGCCCGGGCCUGCCCCUGCCCCCUCUCUGAGACCCAGCCCCCCUUCCUUCCGCCUCCUCGGAAUUCUGGACGUAUUUAUGGCUCCGCCUCCUCGCUUCCCUCCCCGAGUCAGUGGGAUGAUUGGGGGAGGGUCGCCGCGGGGAAGAGGAGAGCCCCCUGCCCAGUCCCGUGCCCAUUUCCCUUGUCCCCGAGCCUGUCCCCAUCAUCCCUCUCCUCUGUUCGUGCCUCUCCCGUUUCAUUAAAGAUUUCAUGAAAUGUUGCCCUCGA